Messenger RNA from Desarmillaria tabescens, 2468 nucleotides. RefSeq names its product RSC complex protein. Bases 143 to 2035 code for a protein of 630 amino acids. The transcript has 6 exons. The record is from RefSeq and is a predicted model, not a curated record. Gene Ontology annotation, molecular function: protein binding; chromatin binding. Gene Ontology annotation, biological process: chromatin remodeling; transcription elongation by RNA polymerase II. Lineage: Eukaryota; Fungi; Basidiomycota; Agaricomycetes; Agaricales; Physalacriaceae. Gene Ontology annotation, cellular component: RSC-type complex.
CGCUAUCACGUGCCACGAACUUACAUUGGCCCAAGGAACCCAAUAUUUUGACCAUUUUUCCGCUCGUACUCCCUCCAAAGCCUAUAUACCGCACCUUGUUUUCGAGCAACUAAGCGAGAAACAACUCGCAACGAGCGGUGUCAUGGGCAAACGAAAUCAUCCGGGGUCGUCGACAGUGGAUGAGGGAUCACGAGCCAAACGACGGAAAGACCAGCCGUCAUCUUCAGACGUCGAUGUAACCAUGUCGGAUCCAGUAAAUCCCAUUUCCGAGGGCGAAGUGGCCAGCGAGGAUGAGGUCAGAGAGCAGGGAAUGAAGAUUUGGCAGACGGUGAAGGACGCAGUCAACAAAGACGGUAGAUCUCUGUCCACCCUUUUCCUCACCAAACCCCUUAAACGUCAAUACCCCGACUAUUUCGAGCUAAUCAAGCAGCCUAUUGCCCUCGACGAUAUCAAGAAAAAACUCAAUUCCCAUGCCUAUCCUAACCUCGAGGCCGUAAAGUUCGAUUUCGACUUGUGUUUCACCAACGCAAAAAACUAUAAUCACCCAGACAGCGUAAUCUGGCAGGAUGCAAAGGACUUGCAAAAACUUGCUAGCAAAACGUACAAGGAGCUGACUAGGACGGAAGUUGGCGAAGAUGGCAAGAAGAAAAACAAACCUCCUAGUCUCAGUCGUCUAGCAAAAUCAAGGCUCGAGAAGCUUAUCAGCAAGACUGAUGAUAACGGUCGAACCCUCUCAGCUGAAUUCAUGGAGCUACCGUCUAAGAAAGACUGGGCGAUCUAUUAUAAGGAAAUCAAACACCCUCAAUGUCUAGAGAAUAUAUUUAAACGUGUCAAGCGCAAGGAAUAUGCCACAGCGGAUGAAUUUGCUGAUGAUGUGGAACUAGUCUUUUCAAAUGCUCUGGCUUUUAAUCAAGAACAUACCCUCAUAUGGGAGGAUGCUCUUACUCUUCGAAACGACUUCCGUCGACUAAUGUCAGACUUGCCCCCACCAUUCACGAUUGAGAGGUACUCAAAGCCUACGACCAACAAGAUCAAGAUCAAGGUGCCGGGAGCUGCGUCAAACGCUUCAGUUUCUAAGGCUGCCGCGUCUCAACCUGCUCCGCCAGCGCAUGCACCUGCGCCAGAACCCACAUUACCACACACUUCUACCAUAGCUGUACGGGUCCCACCUGCGAAGAGCACCCCAUUGCCAUCUCCUCCUCAGCCGACGCCGAAACCCGUUGCUCCGGCAGCCACUGUGCGAGCGGUUGCACCGGCACCCGCUCCUUCAGCACCCGCCCCAGUGGCGACUCCCGCAUCAUCAGCACACGUCCCUUCAUCUUCAUCGACUCCUCAACCUCAACCUACGCCUACCAUGCCGCCAGCCCACGCAAACAUUACCUUUUCGCAGUACUCUAAACCGGUUAAUCUAACAAAGGUCAAUGCGGCCGUUGCUCAACCCGCUGCUCCAUCAAAGAACUCUGCCACUCCAGUCCCCAAUCCUCAAGUCGCCAUGGUCGCUCAAACAGCCCAAGCACAUUCAAUGUCCAAGUCACCCCCAGUGAAUUACGCUCAUCAAUUACGUCUUGUUCUGAUUAAGACAGAGCCUCGCGGAAGGCAGUUCAAUCUGGAUCACCGAGAUGGCGUGAGAAGCUGGUCAAUGCUGCUGGGACCAGAAGAUAAGAGCCUCCGUGUUGAGGAGAUAUCCUUUAUGGGCGACGACGAAGAGAGCAGCGGAGGGGAAGAGGAGGUGGAUGAUGAGGAUGCCAUGGAUAUGGAUGCUUCAAUGAAGAAUGGAAAGAAGAAAGUCAAGCGGGGCCGUGGUCGACCACCCAAAGUUCCGAAAGGCGGUGGCGUCAAGGUCAAACCCGUACGCACGACGAAAAAGAAGCCCAAGCUCGGGGAAGUACAAGUGAAAAUUAAUGGAUCGGUUGUUCAGGAGCUGGAGGAGCACAGCAGCAAGUGGUCUGUAGAUGUACCUCUUGGAAGCAGCACGCUGGAAGUAGGUGAGAAGGGAGGUCUGAUAUGGAAAGUGUACACUCAGAGGAUGGCUUAAUCAUAUAUUCGCAUCCUAUCUACUAGUACCUCCUAGUAAUUGGCUAUGCGCACUUGUAUUUUAGCAGUACAUAUUUUUCGGCCUUGAAACUGUCCUUAUGCUCUAUUAGUAUAACAGAUUAUUACUAUUAGCAGCUACAGCAGUCCAUAAGGUUAUCUUAUGUAACAGUAAUCUAUUCACACGUCACUACUGUUCUCUAUUUUCUGUCCGAAGGGAUUGUCCAAUUGGUAUAUCAUCGUCGUCACUCUCUGACUCCGAAUCGGGUUGCGGGAUAUAUCUAUGGUAUCGACCAGGUGUCUCCCCUAUUUCCAGAAGGUAACGAUGCAGCAUGUCCUCCCUUCCUUGAGGCCGCACCUCGUAUCCUUCCGAUCCUCGUCUCACUAGAGCAUGGCUUUCAUCAGGAGAUGAUUCAUCUGACGAAUCAUCUUCAUAA